This is a messenger RNA of Girardinichthys multiradiatus, 956 nucleotides long. RefSeq names its product hatching enzyme 1.2-like. The record is from RefSeq and is a predicted model, not a curated record. Gene Ontology annotation, molecular function: metalloendopeptidase activity; zinc ion binding. The coding region runs from base 92 to 841 and encodes 249 amino acids. Lineage: Eukaryota; Metazoa; Chordata; Actinopteri; Cyprinodontiformes; Goodeidae. The transcript is spliced from 9 exons. Gene Ontology annotation, biological process: proteolysis.
AGUGAUCCCAGCUGUUGCUAGCAGCUGAGUUUUAUAUAUAAGUCAGAGGAGGAUGAGUGUGUGGGCAUAGUUUGCUCUCAUCCUAACAAAAAUGAUUCUGUAUCCUUGUGUGGUGUUGCUGGGACUCUGCAGCAUGGCAACAGCUGGUCCUAGAAGUCGAAAACAAGAAGAGAUUGCUCCCUCAGCAGCUUCAAAUCACACUCUGUCUCCCAACAAGAGUGCAGAGACCAUAGAAGUGAGCAAUAUGACUCUUGAGGAAGGAGACAUAUUGUUGGCGGAGGACCGGAAUGCAGUAAACAUGGUGUGGUCAGAUGCGAUCGUCCCUUAUGAAAUCAGUCCUGGAGUGGGUUUUCGAGUGGCUGAUAUCCUUGCUGCCUUUAGGAUGGUAUCAGCAAACACGUGUAUUCGUUUUGUCGAGCACACAGAUGAGUUCAACUAUCUUGUUUUUAAACAAGGGGAAGGUUGUGCGUCCUUUGUUGGUGUGAGUGGAGGAAGCCAGCCAGUCUUUCUUUCACAAGCCUGCACUGCAGGGAACCUUGCUCACGAGCUCAUCCACGCGCUGGGGUUGUACCAUGAGCACACGCGUGAUGACCGGGACAACUACGUCACCAUCAACUGGUCAAACAUCAUUCCAAGUAUGAAGGACAACUUCAAGGUGAAACGUGGAAACACUCUGAACCUGCCCUAUGACUUUGAAUCCAUCAUGCAUUAUGGAGAGUCUUAUUUCAGUGUGGAUGGAAGUCCAACUAUUGUGACCAAUCAGAAUGGCAAGGCCAUAGGUCAGAGGACCCAUUUGAGCCAGCUGGACAUAAAGAAACUAAAAACCCUCUACCACUGCUAAACCUCCAUGAUCCAGCUGCACCCCAAGUGUUUUAACACUAGAUCUGUAGACAUUCAUGUUAACACACUUUUAAGAUGAGCCUAUGGUGUGAUUGAAAUUAAAGUUUUAAAGGCUA